GGCUGCCCUGGGGGCGGUUGCAUUACCGUUGAUGGGAGGAGGCCAAACGAGGGGGCGUUGGGGCCGAGAUCAUGUCUGACAGAGAGGGGCUUCUCGGGCAGCAGAAGCCUAGUGGGCUGGGAUGAAAGAAGCAGGGCAGAUGCAAAACCUGGAGACUGCGGGCGUCGGGCGGUCGGUGAGCACGCAGACUGGCAGUAUGACUGGUCAAGUACCAAGACUUUCUAAAGUCAACCUUUUCACUCUGCUCAGUCUCUGGAUGGAGCUCUUCCCAGCAGUACAAAUCCAAAAGCACAAAUCUCAGAAAAAAGAAGAGGGAGAGCCUGGCUCCACAGGUGAUAAUGAAAAUAUGACCAGAAGACCUACAGACAAAAAACAGGUGAAGAAAACUGGUCUUGUGGUGGUGAAAAACAUGAAAAUUGUUGGUCUCCACUGUUCUAGUGAAGAUUUGCAUGCUGGGCAAAUUGCUCUUAUUAAACAUGGGUCAAAGCUGAAAAACUGUGAUCUUUAUUUUUCCAGAAAACCAUGUUCUGCUUGUUUGAAAAUGAUUGUAAAUGCUGGAGUUAACCGGAUUUCAUACUGGCCCGCGGAUCCAGAAAUAAGUUUGCUUGCUGAAGCUUCUAGUUCUGAAGAUGCCAAGUUAGAUGCCAAAGCAGUGGAAAGAUUGAAGUCCAACAGUCGGGCUCAUGUGUGUGUCUUGCUUCAGCCUGUGGUGUGUGAUAUGGUGCAGUUUGUGGAGGAGACCUCCUAUAAAUGUGACUUUAUUCAAAAAAUUACCAAAACACUGACGGAUGCCAAGAGUGACUUUUAUUCUGAGUGUAAACAAGAAAGAAUAAAAGAAUAUGAAAUGCUAUUUUUGGUUCCAAAUGAAGAGAUGCAUAAGCAGAUACUGAUGACUAUAGGUUUGGAGAACCUGUGCGAAAAUCCGUACUUUAGCAACCUAAGACAGAACAUGAAAGACCUUAUCCUGCUCCUGGCCACAGCAGCUUCCAGUGUGCCCAACUCAAAACACUUUGGAUUUUACUGUAACAGCCCAGCACAGAGGAAUGAGGUUCACAACCAAAGUCUGCCACAAGACAUUGCGCGUCACUGCAUGAUACAGGCCAGGUUAUUGGCCUAUCGAACUGAGGAUCAUAAAACAGGAGUUGGAGCAGUCAUUUGGGCAGAAGGAAAAUCUAGCAGUUGUGACGGGACAGGAGCGCUGUACUUCGUAGGAUGCGGUUAUAAUGCUUUUCCUGUUGGAUCUGAGUAUGCCGACUUCCCCCACAUGGAUGACAAACAGAAAGACAGAGAAAUAAGGAAAUUCCGAUACAUUAUACAUGCGGAACAGAAUGCCUUAACAUUUAGGUGUCAAGAAAUAAAGCCAGAAGAAAGAAGCAUGAUUUUUGUGACAAAAUGUCCGUGUGAUGAAUGUGUACCUUUAAUUAAAGGUGCAGGCAUAAAACAAAUCUAUGCAGGAGAUGUUGAUGUUGGGAAAAAGAAGGCAGAUAUCUCUUACAUGAAGUUUGCAGAACUUGAGGGUGUUAGCAAAUUCACAUGGCAGCGAACUCCAUCCAGAACUUAUGAUCUUGAACAACUUGAACCUGAAAGGAAAGAAAAUGGAAUGUUGAGGUCCAUGCCUCAGAAUGAAGACCAACACCAGCACAAGAAACUGUGUCUUGGAAACCACUAA
Elephantulus edwardii (Cape elephant shrew) is the source of this 1669-nucleotide messenger RNA. RefSeq names its product cytidine and dCMP deaminase domain containing 1 (gene CDADC1). Gene Ontology annotation, cellular component: cytoplasm. Gene Ontology annotation, molecular function: zinc ion binding; dCMP deaminase activity. The record is from RefSeq and is a predicted model, not a curated record. Gene Ontology annotation, biological process: dUMP biosynthetic process; dTMP biosynthetic process. Lineage: Eukaryota; Metazoa; Chordata; Mammalia; Macroscelidea; Macroscelididae. The transcript has 10 exons. The coding region runs from base 122 to 1669 and encodes 515 amino acids.